Neoarius graeffei (lesser salmon catfish) is the source of this 828-nucleotide messenger RNA. RefSeq names its product mitochondrial ribosomal protein L21 (gene mrpl21). Lineage: Eukaryota; Metazoa; Chordata; Actinopteri; Siluriformes; Ariidae. The coding region runs from base 158 to 697 and encodes 179 amino acids. Gene Ontology annotation, cellular component: mitochondrial large ribosomal subunit; ribosome. Gene Ontology annotation, molecular function: structural constituent of ribosome. The transcript is spliced from 7 exons. The record is from RefSeq and is a predicted model, not a curated record.
CCAUAAUGACAGCAGACAUGUUUUCAUUCUGUACCUCAUUUCAUCAGUGUAAUUGUUCAGGUCAUGAAAUCAAGCAGGACUUUAUUUCAUAUAUUUCUCUCAUCCCGAGUUCCCGAGCUCCGUGCCCUGAGAGCACCGGCUUUGGAGCAUCCAGAAAAUGAAAGGAUGUACAGUUCCUCACAUCACACACUGUCACAGAGAGAAGAACACGGCCGUUCCGAAGAGUUAUGUCCCCGAGACGUCAUUGUCCAGACCCCCGUGGCCUGAAUUACCACCAUAUGACAAAGAGAGAGAACAGCAGCAGCAUCAAGCAGUUGUGGAGAAGGUGAACAGCAUGCUGGAGAAGCGAGAGUUCGGACGUCUGUUUGCGGUCGUUCACUUUGCUAGCCGUCAGUGGAAAGUGACCAGUGAAGAUCUGAUCCAGAUCGAGAACCACAUUGAGGCAGAGUGUGGAGAUCAGAUAGUGCUGGAGAAGGUGCUGCUGGUAGGAGGAGAAAAUUUCACACUCAUUGGGAAGCCUCUUCUCAGGCGUGAUCUAGUCCGAGUCCAGGCCACCGUCAUUGAGAAGACCGAGUCGUGGCCGAUGGUACACAUGGUGUUCUGGAAGAGACACCGGUUCCAGAAGAAGAGAAUUAUCGUGCAGCCGCAGACAGUGCUUCGGAUCAACUCCAUCGAGGUGUCGCCCGCACUCCUUUGACCCCACCUCGUCCUUCUAAUGAGGAUUCAUCUGUGUUCAUCAAAUCUUUCGAGUGUAAUGAAGCUUGAACGUAUCUUUUGUUUGUAACAACUGUCAUUUAAUUUAAUAAAAGUCCUGCUGUGGGGAAAAUG